Messenger RNA from Paramecium pentaurelia, 1114 nucleotides. The record is from the annotation of a GenBank genome assembly. NCBI's taxonomy places the organism in Eukaryota, Ciliophora, Oligohymenophorea, Peniculida, Parameciidae.
UAUGAGUGACUAAGAAAUAUUAUUAGUUAAAAUAUUUAGAAAAUACUUUUUAAAUGCUUAUAAGUUAAUCUUUUCAUUAGACUAAAAGUAAGCAGAUAGAUUUAAAGAGAAAAAUACUUAUUAUUAUACUUAAUAACAUAAAGAUUGUCAUCAUGAACAUAAAGAUGAUGAUAGAAAUUGUUGUGGAUCUUUUUUUGCUAAAGUCUAUAUACCUGAAAAAGAAAGAAGUGCUUUAGAAUAAAUUGUAUUUGAAUAAUUGUCUAAAAAUAAUAUUCGAACCAAAUUACCAUAGAUUUUGGAUUAUUUAUAAUAGAGAUUUAAUAGUAUUAAAAAAUCUGGAAAAAAGGAUAAUUUAUAAUGGGAUGUAGAAACUGAAGUUUAUAUUUUGAAUGAAGUAUUAAGAGAAGGAUUAUAAUUUUAUUUCUUAAAAGAGAUUAGAUUAGAAAUGUAAAAGGAAUAAUAUAUAGAUUCAAAAUAAUAAAUGUUAGUUGCUACUCCAUAAACUUGGAUUAAUAAAUAUCCUAAAAUUGAAUUAAAUUUCUUAUCUGCUGAUUUUAUGUAUGAUUUAAUGAAUACUGGAUGGAGUAUUAUGAAUAAAUUUAUUAAUAAUAAUGAUUAUUGUCAUGCAUUAUAUAAAGAAUUAGAUUUUUUAGAAAGAGAUGGUAGAUUUGAAGAAGUUUAAACUGAACUUUAAAGAGAUGAUAAGACAUUUUGGUUAACCUUAAGUUAAAUGGAUAAGGAUUCAUUUAAAAAUCUAUAUUUCAUAUCUCACAUUCUAAGUGCUUUACCUUAUGAAUUGAAUUCCAAAAAUAAAGAUUUAUUAGUAUAGAUAAGUGAAUCAUAUUAAAUAAGUUAUUUUGGAGGAAAAGAAAAAAAACAUAAAAAGCAUUUUGAUUCUUCCUUUGAUAAAAAGGCUGAUACAGGUAAAAAGUUUACUUUUCUUUACAUUAUUAAUCCUGUUACUAUUGAAAUUGAUGAAUAAAAAAUCUCUUUAUAACCAGAUAAUAUUGUUGGUCUUAUGAGUAGAAAAAUCCCUUAUGCAUUAUAUUCAAACGAUGGAAGAGCAUUUUUAAUUAGAUAUUUUAUAGAUGGACCUGUGACCAAUAUCUGUUGA